AUGGGCGAAUUGGGUGGUAGCAAAAGUUGCAGUGUCGAAGUGGACGGAAACAUUGAGGUUUGGCGCGAUCAAGAAGGGAAGGAGAAGGGUGAUGAUGCACGUGAGGAAAAUGGGAAUGAAAGUCAGGACGUACACGUUGAUGAUGCUGCAACUACCUUGCGAAAAGCACGCAAGGAUUCACACGCCGAGGAGGAGGAGGAGAGCGAUUCAGGUCAAGACUCUUUGUUUGGCGCUUCAGGUCAAGACUCUUUGUUCGACAGCGAUGAGGAGCUACAACAUCUUGGAGGCGGUGGGACAGGACAAGCAAGCGAAUGUCGACAAGCUGUAGACAUUGAGCCUGACCCAUCAGACAUAGCUCAGCGACGGGUGUAUGCGCAUCAAGUACCAGGUCUACACCUUUUGCACGACAUUCUCACAUCUCAUCAAGCUUCCUCUCUGCUGCAAGACAUUGCCGAGCAAGAUUACUUCUCUCCCAACCAAGCAGAUCGAGCGGGCAGAAAUCAAGUGAUGCUCUUCGGCAGAGGAGGUGCAGAAUUUCUUUCGGGUCCAGACGAGGCGCCGCAGCAGCAGCAAGGAUCCUCAACGAGCGCACAUCUGGACGCGGAAGAUGUGCAGAGGGAACGGCAAACAUGCUCGGGAAUACCUCGUUGGGCUCAAAGUCUUUUGAAGGUGUUGCAGGAAAAAUGCGAGCAUGCACUACCGAAGGAGACUUGUGCGGUGCUGUUCGAUCCGGUCAAAUGCGGCGAGACGUUUGACUCGGAUGGGACUAGCAAAGGUGUGCGGGAGGGUCAAGACACCCACCACUGCCAGGCGGUGUCUGACGGGCCGGUGAUUGUUGAGAAAGUGGGCGCUGCUCUUGAAACACGUGGACAGAAACGCAAUGCAGAGCAACACACGCCUGCUGAUGAAGAAAAGAUGCUCGACACAACCGACGAGCUCGAGUUCGGGUCCUUGCACCGCCACCACAGAAAGUUCAAGUCUAGCGCACUCGACCAUACCUCUACCCUCGUCGCAUCCAACAAGGACGCCUCGUCCGACAGUCUUGGACCAUCUGCCCCUCUCUCGCCAAGCAGACCUUCAAAUCAAGCAUCAACAUUAACAAUGUCGUGCAAAUCUGCCUAUCGUCGAGCGCGUCAGCUCAUCCUAAACCUGUACGAACCUGGCGCGGGUAUCGCAUCGCACAUUGAUCUAGCUCAUCGUUUCGACGAUGGCAUCUUUUGUCUAAGUCUAGGCAGCGGCGUAGUCAUGACUUUUGCCCGCAGCGAUCUUCAGCCUGUCCAGACGGCCACAGGGACGCGGGAGCGCAAGAACAAGAGCAAGAGCAGACCCGAUUUCAAAUCAAGAAUCAUGCACGAGUCGAAAGCCGAGUCGAAGGCGAAAUCGGAAUCGGAAUCGGAAUCGGAAUCGGAAUCGGAUAGACUGAGCAUCUGGUUACCUCCUAGAAGUCUGCUCAUACUCACAGGCAAAGCAAGGUGGCAAUACUUGCACGGCAUCGAAGCACGUCCGGGAGAUUGGGUGUCUGAUCAAGGUGCGCAUUCGCACGGGAUGGCAGCAACGUCCGAUCCGAAUUUCGACGGCAACGCCUGUGCGGAGCCGCUGCGGCAAGGAGCAGAGGAGCGACGCGUUCGGAUCAAGCACAGCGACCAACGCUUUUCGGACCGUCAGCGCUCUUGCUCGUACAUACCUAG
Ceraceosorus bombacis is the source of this 1688-nucleotide messenger RNA. NCBI's taxonomy places the organism in Eukaryota, Fungi, Basidiomycota, Exobasidiomycetes, Ceraceosorales, Ceraceosoraceae. The record is from the annotation of a GenBank genome assembly.